Messenger RNA from Paraglomus brasilianum, 426 nucleotides. The record is from the annotation of a GenBank genome assembly. Lineage: Eukaryota; Fungi; Glomeromycota; Glomeromycetes; Paraglomerales; Paraglomeraceae.
AUGCAAUCUCUUCGAAUAGUACCUAGCGAAUUUCCACCACCCAGCAAGUCUGACGUUUCAACAUUAAGUAAAUUUGGUGUGCAUGAUACAUUCAGACAUGGAUUAAGUUCCGAGAGCCACGGGUCAGCCCGGCAUCCGUUAGAGAACAGAUUAGCGAGAUGGGAGGAGACUCAGACUAAUCUUAAACUGACAUUCGAGAGAAGAAUUUAUGGCUUGCAUGCUCCUAUGAGACGUAUGAUGGAGAAGAAGAUUGUUUCGAACUUGCAUCGGUUUUCCGGCAUGCCAAACUCCAAUUUGGGAUUGGAAAUCUUGUCUGGCAAAGAUGAAACGCUCGAUAUGGAUGAUUAUUUGAACACUCCAGAGAUGUCGACACAGAUGGUAGAUUUCCAUACAUUUAUGGAAGCUAAAAUGGGAAUCAAGCUCUAA